AUGACAUUAGGAGGGUGCAAGGGUGGCCCUGCAACAGCGUCCGUGAGGGAAAUAUACUCGAUAGUUGAGAUGCAACAAUUUCAACGACCAACCAUAUUAAAGGAGAUGACGGUUUGUACAAUAGGCAGGAUCAGGGUCUUGUCAGCUUCCGGUCGUGAAUAUCAGGCGGAACGCCUCGACACCCCAAAUCCUGGAGCUGCCCACAGUCUGUACCGUGCAGCGCGUGGCCGGAACCGUCGGUUACACCCGAGUGCAUGGGUCCCAAACAACCUGAAGCAGCGUUCUCGUGUACGGUACAAUGCAACGUGGCAUCCGACAACCUCCAUAGGGACCGAGCUCAUGCUUCCACACUUCCUACCGACCUCUGUCACGCCACCGUCUCAGCAUCCCGACCACUCGAUUUAUGACAUGAUCGCACCGGCCCGUGCACUCCUGUGCGCGUUCACACGUCUAUUCGCAACAAGGAUAAACUCAUCUGCCUAUCCAAUCUGGCUUCUCCAUAGCUUCGCUGAACCUUCAGUUGCGGUGCUUCCGGAAGCUCGAUGUGGUACAUAUGAAGAUCCCGUCAGGUCAACGAUUUGUACCAGCGAGCGGGCGUACAGCGCAGGCUCUGCUCGCGCGCGGGGCAGACCAAACUCCGCACCGGCCACGGUGUACGCCUUCUGCAUGCCUGUCGGGACGGACUUGGAAGGCACGGACCAGAGUGUCGUCGAGUCUCAGAUUCACCGACCAAUCUUACUCCUUCCCGAUAUCCUCAUGACGUUGGGAGAUCCCUUCUCCCGGCGCUGCACCCCCGGCCGAGGAGGAGGAGGGUAUUCACUCGCAGCAAUUCAACAGGGACGCGCUUGGCCCCGAUGA
Molecule: messenger RNA, 858 nt
Organism: Fomitopsis serialis
Lineage: Eukaryota; Fungi; Basidiomycota; Agaricomycetes; Polyporales; Fomitopsidaceae
Exons: 5
Coding region: 1-858 (285 amino acids)
Source: RefSeq, a predicted model, not a curated record